CCGGGCCAGCACAACUCUAUCACAGGCCACCCGCGAGUCAGUGCCCAUCCUUGCACAGUGCUCGCAAGGCAUGCAACACUGCCGCCAUGCUCUACGGAAUACGAGGCCGCUGAGACGUCCACCAUGCAUUGCGAUACCUCGCUCGUUUCACUUCAAAGUCGGUCUCCUGGAAGACCUGAAGGCGAGAGACCUCGUAGCAGGUGUCACGAGGGAGGAGCAGCUCCAAGAGGAACUGAAACGACAGCCUCAGGUUGUCUAUGCCGGUGUUGAUCCAACCGCAAAGUAUCUUCAUGUCGGUCAUCUCUUGCCACUGUUGUGCUUGCUACAUUUCCAGCUCCGUGGACACAAGAUCAUCUCACUAAUAGGCGGCGCCACCGGCCUCAUUGGAGACCCUUCAGGUCGGUCAACAGAACGGCCCCUCGCUGCCGCUUCUGUCGUCGAGGACAAUGUCACUUCCCUGAGCGACGCCAUUCAACGCUUCUUCGCCGGAGCUAUGGAAUAUGCUCGCAAGAGAUUACCACCCUCGGAAACGCAGCUCUCACUGCCUGACGUACGCAACAACCUACACUGGUUCAAGGACAUGGGCCUGCUAGAAUUCCUACGAACAGUGGGAAUAUACCACAGAGUCAACAACAUGAUGGCACGAGAGAGUGUCCGGGCGCGCCUGUCAUCUCAACAGGGCAUCUCUUUCACCGAGUUCACAUAUCAGCUGCUUCAGUCGUAUGAUUUCCUGAGACUUCAUAAGGAUGCAGGCUGCAAUAUACAGCUCGGUGGCUCUGACCAAUGGGGCAACAUCGUCGCGGGGAUUGACCUCAUCAACCAUGUCAACGCUGCGAGCAGCCCAGAUGGGAAAUCGGACAAGGGCUAUGGGAUAGUGACGCCACUCCUGACAACGGCCUCCGGCGAGAAGUUCGGCAAGAGUGCUGGGAACGCUGUGUCCCUCGACCCGUCCGUUACAAACGUGUUCGACUUCUAUCAGUUCUUCCUCAGAACAACGGACGCCGAUGUCGGACGCUAUCUGAAGAUGUUUACUCUACUGCCCAUCGCUAAGAUUGAUGAGGUUGUCCAGAACCAUGAGCGCGCACCUGAGCUGAGGACAGCCCAACGUCUCCUGGCGGAAGAAGUGACCGAAUUGAUACACGGCAAAGACGGAGUUCGCAAGGCAGUCGCUGCGACAGCCGUGCUUUACGGUGGCGACUUCACCUCAGUCAAGGCUUCCGACGUUGUAGAAGCCCUCACUGGAUUGCCCAUCUUGCACAUCCUAGACGACGUCGAAGUGUUCGGUAUCCCGGCCCCGAAGCUGGCAGUCCGCUGCGGCAUUGCUCCAUCGCACGGCGCCGCACGUCAACUUGUCGCGGCGAAAGGCCUCUAUGUCAACAAUCAGCCGGUGACCGACUCGCAGCUCAGAUUGACCACUGCAGACUUGGUAGAUAAUCGACUGGUCAUUUUGCGAGCAGGAAAACAGAAGCAGGCAGUGAUAGCGUUGAGACAACAUUAGCUGACUUGCAUACUUAAUAGCAUUACGAGCCCCGAGACUGCCUAGUAUCGACGCGGAAAAGUACUAGUU
Rhodofomes roseus is the source of this 1567-nucleotide messenger RNA. RefSeq lists its product as uncharacterized. The record is from RefSeq and is a predicted model, not a curated record. NCBI's taxonomy places the organism in Eukaryota, Fungi, Basidiomycota, Agaricomycetes, Polyporales, Fomitopsidaceae. The coding region runs from base 71 to 1498 and encodes 475 amino acids. Gene Ontology annotation, cellular component: mitochondrion; cytosol. Gene Ontology annotation, molecular function: ATP binding; tyrosine-tRNA ligase activity; RNA binding. Gene Ontology annotation, biological process: tyrosyl-tRNA aminoacylation. The transcript has 8 exons.